Messenger RNA from Nymphaea colorata (pocket water lily), 1544 nucleotides. RefSeq lists its product as uncharacterized. The coding region runs from base 3 to 1037 and encodes 344 amino acids. Lineage: Eukaryota; Viridiplantae; Streptophyta; Magnoliopsida; Nymphaeales; Nymphaeaceae. The transcript has 2 exons. The record is from RefSeq and is a predicted model, not a curated record.
CGAUGUUACCUUUGACACGGGCAGCAAUACCAAGAGUGAAAAUUUGCCUGUUCAAGUCACCCCAAGUCACCUCUAUUCGGCUGAACAAAGACAAUUAUCUCUCUUGGUCUGCUGCGCUUGAAAUUGGGAUCACUAGUCGCGGUCGUCUGCCCUAUAUCACUGGAGAGAAACCUGCACCUAGUAAAACUGAUACUAGAUGGGCGACUUGGGCGUUGGAAGAUAGUCAAGUUAAGGUUUGGAUUAUUAGUUCUGUUUCUGCUGAUAUUCAACCCCUUAUUUUGCGAAAGUUGACCUCAUAUGACAUGUGGACUGUGCUUGCGAGGAUGUAUGGCCGUAAAAAGAGAGUCCUGCGUACAUACCAGAUUAAACGCAGCAUCUAUUCUCUUAAACAUGGUGACUUGUCUGUGGCAUCUUUCUAUGCAGCCCUGAAGACUAAAUGGGAGGAACUGGAUUAUCAUGUGAAUGAUGACUGGAAUUGUGGUUCUGAUCAUGAACUGUACUGGCAGAAAGAAUGGAUGGACCGCACUUUUAUUUUUCUGGGAGGUCUGCGUGAUGAGUUUGAAUCCAUUAGGAGUCAAAUUCUCAACUGUGGCGAGACCCCUGGAAUUGAGGAGGUGUAUGCCCGGGUGGAAUCUGAGGAACAACGCCGUCAAGUGAUGCAUAUUGACUCUAGUCAUGGUAGUUCUCCCUCUGCUUUUGUUAGUCGUGCUCCAGGGACUGGGCAGCGUCCUAUUCGGCGUUGCAGUCACUGUAACAAGUUGGGACACUCAGUUGAUUUUUGUUGGGAUCUUCAUCCUGAGAAGAGGCUCACCUGUGGUUGUCCUCCCUCUGGUAGGUGGGGUCCUCCUGUGCCUGAUACUAGCUCUCCCAAUGUUGAAAAACCGAAGCUUUCCUCUGACCAAAUCAAGAAAUUACAAGCUUACAUCAGCCGGUUAUCUACUACUAAGGAGGAAGCCUCCACGUCUGAGGGAGCUCAGUUAGCCCAAGCUCUUGUUGCCACAAGUGAUCAAGGACUUGGUGACGGGGAAGAAGAUUGAGAUUGGUUCGGUUAUUGAUGGCCUCUACAGAGUGCCCGUACAGGUUGCCUCUGCUCUCAUCUCAGCUACUAGCAGACAGUUGACGGGCGUGGAGGACAGGUCUAGCAUUAUGAGAUGGCACGAGCGCCUUGGACAUCUCCCAUUCCAGUUGAUUAAGAAGUUGUUUCCUAGGUUGUUUACUUCUUUUCCAUGGACUCCUUCACAUGUGAAGUGUGUCAGUUUGCUAAGCAUGUUAGGGCUUCGUACCCUAUUUCUAUCAAUAAAACCACUCGUCCUUUUGCUUUGGUUCACUCUGAUGUUUGGGGUCCUUCGGGAGUACCCACUUGUCGUGGUUUCCAUUACUUUAUGACUCUGAUUGAUGACUACUCCCGUUGUACGUUCGUGUACUUGUUGAAAGAACGCAGUGAGGUUCCUGUCAUUGUCAAAAAUUUUGUUGUCUUUGUCGAAAAUCAAUUUCAAACCUCUGUUCAGAUUUUCCAUACUGAUAAUGCCAGGGAGUAUGUCUCC